CGCGUUUGUUGCCGGGGUUGGCGUGCACGCGUACCCGUUUCGUGAUCCCUGUGUGAAUGCUGGAGCGCGAUGGCGGCGUGCCGGGGAUCCUCUUCUAGAUGGUUCUUUACCCGGGAGCAGCUCGAGAACACGCCGUCCCGCCGCUGUGGUAUUGAGCCAGAUCGAGAACUCUCGUACCGACAACAAGCGGCAAACCUCAUUCAAGAUAUGGGCCAGCGGCUCAACGUUUCUCAGCUGACAAUAAACACUGCAAUUGUUUACAUGCAUAGAUUUUAUAUGUACCAUUCUUUCACGAAGUUUCACCGAAAUAUCAUAUCUCCCACUACAUUAUUCCUGGCAGCAAAAGUAGAGGAACAGCCACGGAAGCUUGAAUAUGUCAUCAAAGUGGCACAUGCCUGUUUAAAUCCUCAAGAGCCUCAGCUAGAUAUCAAGAGUAAUGCAUACCUCCAACGAGCUCAGGAGCUGGCAAUACUUGAGACCAUAGUGCUACAAUCUUUAGGUUUUGAAAUUACAAUUGAGCAUCCGCAUACUGAUGUUGUGAAAUGUUCGCAGCUAGUGAGAGCAAGCAAGGAUUUGGCACAGACUUCCUAUUUCAUGGCUACCAACAGUCUGCACCUCACUACAUUCUGUCUCCAGUACAAGCCAACUGUGAUAGCUUGUGUAUGCAUUCAUUUGGCUUGCAAGUGGUCCAAUUGGGAAAUUCCUGUAUCAACGGAUGGAAAGCAUUGGUGGGAAUAUGUAGAUCCUUCCGUUACACUUGAGUUGCUGGAUGAACUCACACAUGAAUUUCUGCAGAUUCUGGAGAAGACUCCCAACAGGCUUAAACGAAUUCGAAACUGGAGGGCUAACCAAGCUGCUAAACGACCAAAAGCCGAAGGCCAAGUUACCGACAAUACUUUUCCUGGCUCUUCCUUGGUCCAGAAUCAAUCUUUGGUGGACAAUCUUACUGGCUUGUCUGGAAAUGCAGCAUUUCCCAAACCACCUUCUUCAACAUCCUUCCCUGUAACCCUGCCUUCAACUUCAGGUGGAGUUUCUCUUGAUUCUGUUAAUGUGGUAGCUACAACCAUUCAAAGUACCUCAUACAACUUCACAGCACCAAAUGACUGUGCACAGCAUCAGGAUCAAAGCAGGUCAGAUAUGUAUUCUGUCAAACAUGAGAUUCUCAAUCUUCAACAAGGAACAUCUGGACAGCUACAUCCUGCCGCUCUUCAUCACAGACAGGAUAAGUGUACUGAUUAUUCUAGUAAUAAACAUGAGCAUAAAUCAAGUAGCAGUAAACAUCAUGUGUUGCUUGCUCCCUCACAUAACCCUACACCACAGAAAAUGACCCUGGACAAAUACAAAGAGAAACAUACUGCCGAGUUUGCUCUGCACAAGUGUAAAGUGGAAAAUCUUGAAUUGGAAAAUCAGACUUCUUUUACUGUUGCUGCACAGGGGAUGGGUGAUCAGCAGCACCAUAAAAAACAUCAGCUCCAACAGAUCUCAAGCAGUGUUAUGACUUCUCCAAUUAAAGUGAAAAUUCCUAUAGCAAAUGCAGAGAAGACUGAAAAGCAUUCUUUGGACAAAAAAGACAAAGCUAGUUUGCUAAAAUUGCGAAUUCCUAUACUACCAGCAGAGAAAUCUAGCAAAGAGGAGUUAAAAAUGAAAAUUAAGGUAUCUUCUGAAAGGCACAGCUCUUCUGAUGAAGGCAGUGGAAAGAGUAAACAUUCCAGUCCGCUUAUUGGAAAAGAGCAUAAAGAAAAACACAGGGAACAUUCGUCUCAUCGCCACCAUAGUGGAAGUCAUAAACAUUCCUUGCUACAUUCCCACUCACAUAGUGGGAACAGUAGCACAAGUAAACUGAAUACUGAUGGAACUGUUACAGCAGCUUUGAAGAGCCCAGUUGGUCUUGGAAGCGAUGGGGGAACCUCCAGUUCCAGCUCUUCUAGGAAGAGGUCGCAUGCAGAUGUCAGUCACAACCAUCACUCCAAAAUGAGCAAAAGUUCCAAAAGUUCAGGUAGUUCCUCUAAUUCUUCCUCUGUAAAGCAAUAUGUAUCCUCUCACAACUCUAUUCUUAACCUACCCUUCCCCCCUCCUCACCCUGUCACAUACCAGGUGGGCUGCGGACAUCUCAGCACCCUUGUGAAACUGGACAAGAAACCAGUGGAGACCAACAGCCCUGACGAUAACCAUGAAUUCAGUGCAAACCGUCAGCAUAUGGACUACAAAGAUACAUUCGACAUGCUUGAUUCGCUGUUAAGUGCCCAAGGAAUGAAUAUGUAAACUUUGAAGUUUUUUUUUUUUGUUUUUUUUUUUUUAUUAGAAAGAAAAAAUAUAAAUGCAAAAAAAAUGGAUUGAGAGGUGAAGGUUGCUUCCUUAUUUGUAAGGCAGCAUUACCUGUUGCUGCUUCUGUUUUCAAUUUCCAUAUUUGCUGCUUUGUCCUGUUUGGAGGGGGAACACAAAAAGCAAAAUUAAUGUAAAAUUAUUUCCACAAAUGAGAAGUAUUAUAAAUACUGUACAAGCAUGAAAGGUGCAAUUUCUUUUAUUUAACAGUAUUUCCACAACUGUAAACAUGCAGAAAGAUGAACGGCUGCUUCCAAAAGUCAGAUCCCUUUAACAUGAAGGUCUCAAUCUCACUGCAGUCUAGAAGGCAAGGUUUUAGUUACUUAGUUUUGAGUGAAUGUCAUUGUUUUCUUAUAUAUAUUUUUAUAUUGUGUGUAUGAUUUGCAUGGUUCAAAUGAGUUUAAACUCAUAAUUGUUUACAGCAAGUGGAGAUAAUUGUACAUACGUUUUUGUAUGUUUAGCUAUACCAUACAUACUCAGGUUUGAAGCUGCUUGUAAGUAUAACAAAAGAGCUAUAUAUAGAGUGAAAACGUAUUGUAUUGUUUGCAAGAAUCCAUCUGUAAUUUGGGGGCAGCAUUACAGCUCUAUUCUUUGGAACAACAAGCUGCAUGACUGCCAAUGGGGCAUUUACUUUUUAUUUUAGGAAUCCAGCACUAUUUUAGUCGCUCUUGUAAGGUUAUAGAAUUUAAUUAAUUUAAGACUCUUGACUAAAGCUGGUUGCUAGAAUCUUUGCCUCUUCAAAUAAAUUAAGUACAGAAAACUAAAACAAAACUAUAAAUAAAACGUUUACAUAAUUUUUGCUGUGAAGUGCAUUUAAAAAUGUUUCUUGGCUUGAUGCUGUAGCCUAGAUGCAGAGCUGUUACUUGAUAAUGGUAAUUUAGGAUUAUUAAUGUGUUUAAUAUAAAAAAAAAUAAUUUGAGCAAAAAAAAACUGCAGUAAAAUCUCCCGUUUUGUGUUGUAUCUUUUUCCUUCUUGACAGUCCCAUAUGUACUGCUUUGUUCUUAAUUCUUACUGCGAUAAUUGUACCGAUUGACUAGUUCUAAUUUUUGUGUGACAAAUUCCAAAAUGAAGCCAAGAAUGAAUGUUUCUGGUACUUACUAUACUGUGGUUUAUCUCAUAAAUGCAAGCAUACAAAAGUUAAAUACAUACAAGCUCAUCAACAUUUUUCAUAUGCAUUCUAAAUAAAUCUGAAGAUUAUCAUGACCUAAA
Molecule: messenger RNA, 3531 nt
Organism: Polypterus senegalus (gray bichir)
Lineage: Eukaryota; Metazoa; Chordata; Cladistia; Polypteriformes; Polypteridae
Gene: ccnt2a
Product: cyclin T2a
Exons: 9
Coding region: 70-2262 (730 amino acids)
Biological process (GO): regulation of transcription by RNA polymerase II; positive regulation of DNA-templated transcription, elongation
Cellular component (GO): nucleus; cyclin/CDK positive transcription elongation factor complex
Molecular function (GO): cyclin-dependent protein serine/threonine kinase activator activity
Source: RefSeq, a predicted model, not a curated record